Maniola jurtina (meadow brown) is the source of this 1331-nucleotide messenger RNA. RefSeq names its product methylosome protein 50-like. The transcript is spliced from 6 exons. Gene Ontology annotation, biological process: oocyte axis specification. Gene Ontology annotation, cellular component: methylosome. The coding region runs from base 215 to 1216 and encodes 333 amino acids. Gene Ontology annotation, molecular function: protein binding. NCBI's taxonomy places the organism in Eukaryota, Metazoa, Arthropoda, Insecta, Lepidoptera, Nymphalidae. The record is from RefSeq and is a predicted model, not a curated record.
UUUCCCUAACGUGUUACAAAUAACUUUGCAAAUAAGCAAACAACUACAAACUUGACAUUGGCUAAUCUUUGUAAAGCCAGACGAGAGAGGAAAAAAAAAACUGUUGGACAAGCAAGAGCAAGAGUAAAGUACACUUUUAUUUAUCUGAGUGUAACAAUUAAAUGAAUUAAUUUCAAAGAACUGAGGAAGUAUUGCAAAAUUUACAAAAGCACCUAUGGAAAAUAGCAAUCAAAUAGUUCCGCCGCAUUUAAAUGCCGAAGCUUAUAGAACGUGCACAUCAGGAACCGGCACACAACCUUAUCUCGACUAUAUUCAUAUUAAUACUGGGGGAACUGCACUUGUAGGGUGUUCAGAACUAACAGGACGAUACUGGAAGGGUGGUGCCAGUAUUUGUGCUAAAUGGUCAGAAAAUAAAAGUAAAAGGACUCCGAAAAAAGACAUUUAUCUCUCAAGUGGUUCUGCAGCUGGGUGCUUUAUUGAGAAUUCAAAUAAGGUAUUGCUUUGUGAAGAUAGUGGAGCUUUAAGCAUAUGGACAUGCAAUGUUGACGAUGCAUGGAAUGAAUGGAGUGAAGACAUGUCAGUGGCUGAACAUGAUGGUGCAGUGCUGGCAGUGGACUGCCUUGACCCUGGCAAUCAGUACGUCACAGUUGGUGAUGAUGGAAACAUUAAGGUGUGGGAUAUCACAGACUUAAUAUGUGUACGAAAUUACAUUGCAGCACAUAACAAAUCGAUUUAUGGAGUUUCAGUCAGACCACAAUCAGGAUGUAGUUUUGCAACUGGAUCUUUAGAUUAUUAUGCAUCUUUAUGGGAUGAAAAUGUUGUUAAACCAGUUUUAGAUCUAGCUAAAAAUAACUGUGGCAUCCGUUGUUUGCAAUGGCUGGAUGAAAAUCGCCUCUUCUUUGGCGACGAAGCAGGAACAUUGACGCUGAUUGAUGUUAGGAAUCCCGAACAAGCGACUAAACUAGCCGAAUUCCCGGCAGCAAUCCAUAAAAUAUGUGUUCAAGCUGAAUGCAAUCGAAUUUCUGUAUGCUGCGAUAACAAAAUAUUAUCGGUCUUCGAGUUCCACGACGAUUGUAAUUUAAAGUUGAUUUAUGAAAACAGAAGUCUGCAUAGUAAUCACAUCAGAGGAAUGGCUUGGGAUGUUGACGACAGAAAUGUUUUACACACUGUUGGAUGGGAUAGCGAAAUAAGAACCCACAAAAUAAGUACUGUUUAAAAAUUUAUUUAUUAAUAAGUAAAUCCAAAAAAAAAUAUUUUAUGCAUAGGAUUCAAAAGCAUUCCUUACUGUUCUGCAUCUGAAUUUAUAAUGAGCAAAUAAAAAAUUUAAUGAU